Parus major (Great Tit) is the source of this 5495-nucleotide messenger RNA. RefSeq names its product AP2 associated kinase 1 (gene AAK1). Gene Ontology annotation, molecular function: ATP binding; protein kinase activity. Gene Ontology annotation, biological process: protein phosphorylation. Lineage: Eukaryota; Metazoa; Chordata; Aves; Passeriformes; Paridae. The record is from RefSeq and is a predicted model, not a curated record. The transcript is spliced from 18 exons. The coding region runs from base 362 to 3640 and encodes 1092 amino acids.
UGACGGCCCAUUUCCUGGUCGGAUGGGGCCGGCGGGGGGCGGCGGCGGGGUCGGUCCCUGUCCCUGUCCCUGACGGGCUCGGUGGCCGCCGGUGACACCGCCAGGCAGUGAUGCGGGCCCCGGGCCCUGCCGGCAGCCGGCCCCCGCCGUGACCCGGUGGGGCUGCGCAGGCCGGCCCCGCGGGGCGCAUGGAGGCACCCGCCGCUCUCUGCGAGGUGUGAGUCCCCGGGGGACAGCGCGGCUCGGCCCCGCCAGGCGAGCGGCCCCGGGCCCCCCUCAGCGGCCGCGGCAGGAGCCGGGAGGGGCUCGGGACCUGACACCGGCAUCGCCCCCAUCGCCGGCAGCUGCCGCCUCCUGAGACAUGAAGAAGUUCUUCGACUCACGCCGGGAGCAGGGCGGCUCCGGGCCCGGGUCGGGCACCAGCGGCGGCGGCGGCGGCAGCAGCGGCCCGGGCAGCGGCUACAUCGGCCGGGUCUUCAGCAUCGGCCGGCACCAGGUGACUGUGGACGAGGUGCUGGCGGAAGGUGGAUUUGCAAUUGUGUUCCUGGUGAGGACGAGCAAUGGGGUGAAGUGUGCCCUGAAGAGGAUGUAUGUCAAUAAUGAGUACGACCUGCAGGUCUGCAAGAGAGAGAUCCAGAUCAUGAGGGAUCUGUCUGGCCACAAGAACAUUGUGGGCUACAUCGACUCCAGCAUCAACUCUGUCAGCAGCGGGGACGUGUGGGAGGUGCUGAUCCUCAUGGACUUCUGCCGGGGGGGACAGGUGGUGAACCUGAUGAACCAGCGCCUGCAGACCGGAUUCACCGAGAGCGAGGUCCUGCAGAUCUUCUGUGACACCUGUGAGGCCGUGGCCAGGCUGCACCAGUGCAAGACUCCCAUCAUCCACAGGGAUCUGAAGGUUGAAAACAUCCUGCUGCAUGACCGUGGCCACUACGUCCUGUGUGACUUUGGGAGUGCUACUAACAAAUUCCAGAACCCUCAAACAGAAGGGGUGAAUGCAGUGGAGGAGGAGAUCAAGAAGUACACGACAUUAUCCUACAGAGCACCAGAGAUGGUGAACCUGUACAGUGGCAAACUCAUCACUACAAAAGCAGACAUUUGGGCCCUGGGCUGUUUGCUGUACAAGCUGUGCUACUUCUCCUUGCCCUUUGGGGAGAGCCAGGUGGCCAUUUGUGAUGGCAACUUCACCAUUCCAGACAACUCGCGGCACUCCCAGGACAUGCACUGCCUCAUCCGCUACAUGCUUGAGCCAGACCCUGACAAGAGACCUGACAUUUAUCAGGUGUCCUACUUUGCAUUCAAACUGGCCAAGAAGGACUGCCCGGUGCAGAAUGUGCAGAACUCUCCAAUCCCUGCUAAACUCCCAGACCCAGUUAAAGCAAGUGAAGCUGCUGCAAAGAAGAGUCAACCAAAGGCCAGGCUCACAGACCCCAUCCCCACGACAGAAACGUCCAUAGCACCCCGCCAGAGACCUAAAGCAGGACAGACCCAGCCCAACCCUGGAAUUCUGCCCAUCCAGCCAGCCCUGACGCCCAGGAAGAGAGCCACAGCCCAGGCAGCCAUCCAGCCCCAGGUUGCAGGCCCGGCUGCCCUGGGCAGUGCCCAGCCCUCCCUCCCUGCCAGCACCCCCCAGCCAAAAGCAGCCCCCCAGCAGCCUCCAGCCCAGCCCCAGGCCAAGCUGGCAACAGUGCCCCCAGCACAGCCCCAGGUCCCCUCCACACAGCCUCAGGCCACCCCUCAGCAUCAGCAGCAGCUUUUCCUGAAGCAGCAGCUCCUGCAGCAGCAGCAGCAGCAGCAACCGGGAUGCUGCCUGUUCAGCAGAAGCUGUUUUCUCCCCGUGGCUGUGGUUGUGACCCAGGACACUGUGCUUUUCUGUGCUUUUCUCCCCUGGCAGGCUCAGCAGGCUCAGCAGCAGCAGGCUCAGGGCACAGCCCAGGGGCAGAAGCUGGGCUCGCUCACCCCGCCGUCCUCGCCCAAGGCGCAGCGCGCGGGGCAUCGCCGCAUCCUCAGCGACGUCACCCACAGCGCCGUGUUCGGCGUGCCCACCAGCAAAUCCACCCAGCUGCUGCAGGCUGCAGCUGCUGAGGCCAGCCUCAACAAGUCCAAAUCUGCUUCCACCACGCCCUCGGGCUCACCAAGGACCUCACAGCAGAAUGUCUACAACCCUCCUGACGUGUCCACGUGGAACCCCUUUGAUGAUGACAACUUCUCCAAGCUCACAGCUGAGGAGCUGCUGAACAAGGACUUUGCAAAGCUGGGGGAUGGGAAAGCUCCAGAAAAGGCAGGCAGUUCCACAGAGAACCUGAUGCCAGGUUUCCAGCCCGCUGCCCCUGCAGCCCCGGCGGACGCGUUUGGUGGCUCCUCCUUCACUGCUGGGCCAGCUGAAAAAACAAAAGACAUUCUGAGUUUGGACUCUAGCCCUCCUCUUCUGACUGUGCCUGAUCCUUUCAUUCCUCUCCCGUUAUCCGACACUCCAGAAAAACUGAUUGAGGGACUCAAAUCUCCUGAGCCUGCACUCCUGCUCCCCGAGCUCCUGCCUCUGGCUGACCCCUUCGGCAGCACGUCAGACGCUGUCAAUGGUCUUCAGAGGGAUCCAGGCCCCUUCCCAGCCGUGGCUCUUGAGCUCUGUAAAGGAGAUCCUGGCAGUGAUGGACUCACUUUGUACAAGGCUCAGCCCGAGGUGCUGGAGGUGAAAGUGCAGCACAACUCAGAGCCAGAGUACUUGGCCAGGGAUGGUCCUUCAAGCAACAGCUCCUUCUACAGCAGCGAAGGGGAGGGCACAGACCAUGAGGGAGAUAUUCUGGAUUGCAGCGGCUCCAGGCCUUUGCUGAUGGAUUCAGAAGAGGAGGAGGAGACGAGCAAGGUGUGCCCAGGGUUCCUGCAGCCGCUGCCCAGGCACGAGGCCUCCAAGGAAGAUGCCCAGUGCCAGGCCCGGGCAGGGGAGAUGCUGUUCCCGGCUUUCCACAGCGGGGAGGUUUUUAACGAGCCCGAUGUGUUCGCCACCGCUCCUUUCCGAAGCUCCAGGAAGGUGCUCGAUGAAGUGGAUGUCUUUACCAAAGCUCCUUUUACCUGUAAGGGCAGCGUGGCUCUACGACAUCCAGAGGAAGCAGAUGUGUUUCUGAGAGCCCCUUUCACCAAGAAGAAGAGCACGGAGGAGUUGACUUUCCACAAGGAGCCGUUCCCAGCGCCCGCGUUCCCGAGCCAGGGGGGCGAUGGCCGAGCCCAGCCCGUGUUCCCGUGCCUGGAUUCAGCAGCGCACGGCCCCGUGGCCCCGCUGAGAGCUCCAUAUCCUCCUGCUGGCUUUGCUCAGCUGGGCAGCGCCCAUCCCUGCUCUGCCAGAGCCGUGGAGCCCCAGGAGAGCAUCCCUGCAGUUCUGCCAGAGCAGGGCGACGCGCUGGGCUCCGUGGCCAACAAACCUUUCCGUCCUCAAUCCCUGUCCAAGUACUCCCGGCACUACAGCCCUGAGGAUGGGCCAGGCCUCCAGGCCAAGCCCAUAGCUGCUUACAAAGUGGUGUCUCACAGCAGCAGACAGGCCAUAGCGGGCUCUGUCUCUGUUGUCUCUUCCAGGACUACGGAGCUGCCUGGUGCAGAUCCCUUCGCCUCGGCGCCCUUCCCUUCCAAAGCAGCAAAGCAGAAGCCUUGACGUGCCAGGAGCUGGAGCUGUGCUGCCUGCAGGACAGCCUUGGGCAGGACCUCAAACCUCUCAGCAGAACUGGAUGGCAUAGCAAUAUAUACAUAUACAUAUAUAUAUAUGUGUGUGUGUAUAUAUAUACAUAAAAUAAUUAUUAUUUUUGGUCAGAACUCUAUUUGCAGUGAUAUAUAGUUGAACCAUUUAAGUUAUGUUUGUCCCAAUGCCUGGCUCUCUCAGGAUCCUUGUAUCCUUUCCAGUUGUUUCUCACCUUCCUCCUCUCACUGUCUUCCUCCAUUUAGUUCUUUUUUCAGUUGCUUUUCUCAAACCAGCAGUAUUCCAUUUUUACUGGUCCCGGGUGCAGGAAUGCACUACAAGAUGAAUGAAAAGGUUUAUUAAUUACAGAGCGAGUCAAGCAGGACUUGCUGAUGCUCUGGAAAGGAAAUGAUUUCAGAGGUUAGAGAGGUUAAAGGGUUGUUGUGACUUUUGCUAUCAGUGAUAUUUGUGCUGCUGGGUUGGUGCCCUGGGUGUGGUGCCAGCGUGGGCAGCGCUGGUGAGAGCAGAGCCAGGGCAGCAGCACAGCUCUGCUGCCCCAGGGCUGGGGCCAGGGGCAGGGCAGGGCUCGGUGCUGUGAUCCCAGCCAAGCAAUCAGGCUCUUUCUCUUGCUGGAAAAUCAAAUGGUCACACAAACAACUCAGCAGAGCCUUCACUUUUACCCAGUGAAAUUACAGUGUAUUUCCUGUCAGGUCUGUGCUGAGGUGUAGGACCUGGAAAUGUGCUGAUGGUGAAGGAGGGGUUGUAUUCACAGUAUUAAUUAAUUAGUAUAAUGAAUUACAGCGCUGCCCUCGGUGCCCUGCCAGUGCUCUCACCUCCUCUCACUGCAGAACCCCCAGUUCCUCUGUCCCAUUCCCAGCUGCUCACUGAGGUUCCUCUUCUGUCCAGGUGUUCCCUGUGCCUGUCCCAGUCCCUGCUCCUGCUCUGAUGGAUCUCUCCUCGUUCCCCACUCCUGCCUCAGCCUCCAGAACUGCAGGAGCAGCAAAACCCCUCCAGCAGCAUUUCUAGUGUUAAACAGCCCAGGCAUUCCAAUACUUCUGGCUGGGAUGAGCAGCAGGAAUCAUUUCAGCCACACACAGCCCAGCUGUGCAGGGGAAAUCAUGCUAUGACACAUGACUUUUAUCAGGUUUUUCACAUAUUUUGUACAGUCAGAGCCCCAUAGAAAUUCACUGGUUGAAUGUUCAUUGGUUCCAGGUUAUGUAGCUCAUUUCAUUUCCUGUUGGUUACAGAUCUCUUUGCCUCUGCUGUUUAAUAGAUCCUCAUUCUUUCCCAGGCCAUGCUGGAGUUGUUGGAUGUUCCCUUAAUGGCUGUAACCUUUUGUUAAAUCUCCUUAAUUCCCAAUCUGCUGAGGCAUUAAAGUCAUCAGGCCUCACCUGCUGGAACAAUGGCUUGGAGAGAAACCUCGGCUGCUCUGUGUUCCUCUUCCCUUCGCUCAGUUCCCCUGCAGAAUAUCUCCAGCUGCAGGAGACGAGCCAGGAGUUCUGCUGGAUGUGGGGAAAAGCCUGGGGUGAGGUGUUGGAGCCCUGGAAUGCAGGGAGGCCACGCUGGCUCCCAGCUGCUGAGCCCAGGUCAGGGGGGCUCCUGGAGCUGGGACCCUCCUGCCCUGAGCUCACAGUUAAAUAUUAACAAUAUUAUAUAACAGUAUAAAUAUUGGUGCUUUCUGUCCUCCACCACCAGCUCCUGAAAACAGAAGUACUGUAAAGAAGCUUCUGGGUUUCCCCUGAGAUGUUUCUUCAGCAAAGCUGAUGCUGUUACUAUGUUUUGUUGUUUUGUUUUUUGUUUAAAUAUACAUCCAAGAGGUGGUUUUUAUUUCAAA